AUGGCUUGUCGACGAAUUGCCCACGAUAAAUCAUUGGUUAUCCCUACACACGGUAUCACUGUCUCGAAUUCGCUGAACGACGACAGUAAGAGUGGGCGGAACGCGGCAAUGCGGAAGCAUUGUCGCGUGAGGGCUUGGCAACUGGUCGCCAAGAGUAUGUCCACGACAUGCUUGAGCAUACAGCGAUUUUGUCGCGAGAACACGCUUCUCGUCAUGACGAUCGUGUCGGUGGUGCUUGGAGUUACGCUGGGAUUCGGCUUACGUCCACUGAAUCUUUCCGCUGAAACUCUUCAACUCAUCAACUUCCCUGGCGAGAUAUUCAUGCAAGUACUGAAAAUGAUGAUCUUGCCGUUGAUAUUCUCGUCGCUCAUAUCGGGUGAGAAGGUCUUUCCUUCUUUUCUUUUUCCUUUUUUUCCACCAUACUCUGUGCUCAUCUUUCGUCCUUAUUUGUUUUUAAUUAUCAUUUUUUGA
Messenger RNA from Cooperia oncophora, 471 nucleotides. NCBI's taxonomy places the organism in Eukaryota, Metazoa, Nematoda, Chromadorea, Rhabditida, Trichostrongylidae. The record is from the annotation of a GenBank genome assembly.